AGUUGUAGCGCGGAGGUGAGUGUCAUUUUAUGUCUAGAAAUGUGAAUUCGAUUCCUCACUCUAGGAUUAGGUCUACUUUCGAUUUAUUGGAGGAAAAGCAUAGAAUUAUUGAUUUUUAUACUCCUUUUGUUUAGUUGUAAUAUAAAAAUCCUCUUCAACUGCUAUUUAGAACUUUUAGGUCACUAUUUCCAGCAGAAGUCCAUAUAGAUCUAUUUACGAUAGUAUAGAGCUUUCAUUGUACUUCUCAUCCACCUCACAGUCAUGUGUGGACUUGGACUGAUGCAUUCGGUGGGCUGCCUGAUCCUAUUUGCUUUGAGUACUGGUAGAGUGUUCGGCGAGAACGAUGCUGCGAACAAGACAGUGUGCUAUGAUGAGCUGGGCUGUUUUCCAACAUCAGAUCCGUGGUCAUCAGUAUUUCGACCGGCUUUCCCGGCUCCGGAGUCACCAGAGGAAAUUGGAUUCACUCUGACCUUCUUCACCAGAAAUACUGGACGGUCCAUUCUAGACGGUCAUACUCUGGGUUUCUGGCCGGAAAUCAAGUUCAAUGACACCGACUUUGACGUGACUCGGCCCAAGACCUAUUUCAUCACUCAUGGAUUCUUCGCUUCUGGCAACAGCACUUGGAUGUCAGAGAUGAAGGACGCUCUCCUCAAAAAGGAAGAUGCGAAUGUUUUCAUUGUGGAUUGGGGGAAAGGUGCUUCCACCAUCAAUUAUUUCCAAGCAGCAUCAAACACAAGAGUUGUAGGAGCUGAGAUAGCUAGAUUCAUUGAUUACGCGAAGAAGAAAUACAAAAUGGACCCAGGCAGAAUUCAUCUGAUUGGUCACAGCUUGGGUGCACAUAUUUCAUCUUAUGCAGCCAAGAGAGUGCCAGGAAUUGGGCGGGUUACAGGCUUGGACCCGGCUCAACCUGGCUUUGAGGGUACACCGAAAGAAGUUCGAUUGGAUAAGUCAGAUGCACAAUUUGUGGACGUUUUCCAUACCAACAUUCGACCAGUUCUACCAACAUUGGGAUUUGGAAUGAUUUCAGCUGUCGGACAUGUUGAUAUCUAUUUCAAUGGUGGUCUCGAUCAGCCGGAAUGCUUGGUUCCUAAAAAUGUGCCUAUUGCGUCUCUGGCGGAUAUUGCUAAAAUAAAAUUCAGAGUUCUGUCGCAUUACAUCAGCUGUUCUCACACAAAGGCCUACCAGUACUUCACAGCAACGAUAAACAGCGAUUGUAAUAUCUGGGCUAGGAGAGCUGGUACAUUACGGUCUCUUGUCAAUGCUGUGACGUUUGGGAAUAUUGAGCCGAUUACUGCCUCGGUGCUGAAAUGCUCGAAAAAAGCGUGCACUGCAUCAGGCUUUCUUGCUCCGCUGUUUGCAGCAAGAGGGGUUUUCGCCGCUAAUACACUGAGCGGAUCUCCAUUUUGUGAUACCAAUCCCGAUCUGGACAAGAGGAUUCUGAAUGAAAUAGGAUUGGAAGGAGAGAAUGAUGAAGAAACUGAAACUGAAUCAUCUACAGACAAAGAAUCAUCAAAAUCAACGACAUCUAAGAUCCCUCAGGUGUUCAAAACUAUCAAAAGUGAUGCGAUAGAUAAGCCUGCUGAUACUUUAUUAUCAAAAACUAAGUCAAUUGCUUCAAAACUUCCAUUUGUAUGAAUACCUCAAUCUCAGGUAUCUUUAGUACCUACUUAGAAUAGGAUAGACUGGAAUAUAUAAUAUGAUUUUCAUAGAAUAUUGCAAAGCUGGAUUUAGCAAUAUAUAAAAUAGUCUCCAAACGUUGUAAUGUGAAACUCUAUUUGGCUAUCCUAAGAAUGAAAUUCGAUUGAAGGUACCGGUACAAACCAUGAGAAGAAUUUACCAAACAUUCAUCUCUAUAUUCUCGAAGUUUUUUGUUUGAUUAAUAUUUUUGAUCAACCCGUGAAUCAAAUAAACUAGUGCUCUUUGGAUAUGGAGUCUAGACUAUGCACAUUGUUUGGCUUCACACAAAAACGGAUAUGAAAUUAUAUUUUACAUCCUGAUCUAUUAACGUAUUGUAAGUCUAUAAUUUUGAACAAAUAGGGUAUACAAUACUAUUUGAAAGCAAAUACCGUAGGUACGCAUUUUUGUAUUAGCAAGUUAUUCUUAUUUCAUCAUCAGCGUGCCAUAGGCCAAUAAGCUUAGUAUUAUAAUCCUCUUUCAAAAGUUUUUGUACUUGCAUAAUAUAUUUUAUCUAAUAAAGUUGUUAUUUUUUCGACAAAA
Nilaparvata lugens (brown planthopper) is the source of this 2217-nucleotide messenger RNA. Its product is annotated as inactive pancreatic lipase-related protein 1. The transcript has 11 exons. Lineage: Eukaryota; Metazoa; Arthropoda; Insecta; Hemiptera; Delphacidae. Gene Ontology annotation, biological process: lipid metabolic process. Bases 262 to 1635 code for a protein of 457 amino acids. Gene Ontology annotation, molecular function: triacylglycerol lipase activity. The record is from RefSeq and is a predicted model, not a curated record.